AGUUGACUUCUCAGGUCUUUACGUUGCACAAUAUUGCAAUAUAUUGUGAAGUUCAUGUUGACAAUUUUUUAGUACAUACAUGUAUGAUUUAUAAGUAAACACCACGUUGUAAAAUGAAUGAGGAAAACAAUGUAAAAUAUUAUGCCAAAGACAAGCUUUGCGGAUGUAAGGGCAUCCGAAGUUGUCUGUUAUGUGAAACUGUGGACACAGCAACAGAUCUAACAACGGAAUCUAAACCUUUGGAGAUUUAUGAAUAUUGUCAACAGUGUAGAUCAGCGUGGGAGUAUGGACAGCAUCCUGAUCAUGGCGGUAGUUCUAUAGAAUUUCCUGGUAUUUAUCUGCAGGAAGAAUUUAUUACAGAAGAACAGGAGAGGGAUUUAUGUAGGCAGAUAGACAGUACACCUUUUGUUGAUUCUCAAUCAGGACGAAGAAAACAGGAUUAUGGACCAAAGGUUAAUUUUAAGAAAAAGAAGGUGAAAUGUGAAGUAUUUACAGGUCUGCCUGAUUACAGUCAACCGUUAUAUAAACAAUUAACAACCGUACUUGGGAUGGCAGAUUUUAUACCUGUAGAAUUAUGUAAUUUAGAAUACGUGCCUGAAAGAGGAUCAGCAAUAGAUCCUCACUUUGAUGAUUUUUGGUUGUGGGGUGAACGACUUGUAACUAUUAAUUUAUUAUCUGACACCAUUUUGCGUUUUACACAUACUGAAAAGCCUGAUUUAGAAAUCCAUGUAAAAUUAAAUCAGAGGUCUUUAGUUGUUGUUGAGGCUGCUGCGAGACAUAAAUGGAAACAUGCAAUUCAUCGAAAUGAUAUUAAGAGUCGACGUCUUGCCAUGACUUUUCGUGAAUUGUCUGCAGAGUUUGAUGAUGAUGGUAAAAAUGGUUCAGUAGGACGGAAAUUGAAAGACAUUGCCUUCAAAUUUAAAGGAACGGCUGUUGGUAUUAAACCAGAAUUGUGAUUGGGUGGUUUCAGAGUUGAACAAAGAAUUUAUUAUCCAAAUGUGAUACCUUGUUG
Molecule: messenger RNA, 1012 nt
Organism: Patella vulgata (common limpet)
Lineage: Eukaryota; Metazoa; Mollusca; Gastropoda; Patellidae
Product: alpha-ketoglutarate-dependent dioxygenase alkB homolog 4
Exons: 3
Coding region: 114-956 (280 amino acids)
Biological process (GO): oxidative demethylation
Molecular function (GO): demethylase activity; oxidoreductase activity
Source: RefSeq, a predicted model, not a curated record